This is a messenger RNA of Tigriopus californicus, 4135 nucleotides long. RefSeq names its product protein groucho-like. NCBI's taxonomy places the organism in Eukaryota, Metazoa, Arthropoda, Copepoda, Harpacticoida, Harpacticidae. The record is from RefSeq and is a predicted model, not a curated record. Gene Ontology annotation, molecular function: protein binding; transcription corepressor activity. Gene Ontology annotation, cellular component: nucleus; transcription regulator complex. Gene Ontology annotation, biological process: negative regulation of canonical Wnt signaling pathway; regulation of DNA-templated transcription. The transcript has 10 exons. The coding region runs from base 1176 to 3449 and encodes 757 amino acids.
AGGGGCCAAACUUCUAUUGGGAGCAAAAGACCCUCAUUUGAAGUGUAUUUGUUCAGAAAGUGGAAGUUGGUUGGCCGCGGUUUGACUUGUUUAGCUCCCAGACAAGGAUUAAGUCAGGUCCAUGCACGAGCAUGAGUCGGCUCCCUUGGUUCGCACUCUGUACUAGAACCGCGGGAACGAAGUAGUACUACGACUACAACAACCACCACGACCACCUCUAGUACUACUACUACUACUACUACUACUACUGCAUGUCACAGUUAGAGCAGCGCCCCGUGAACGACGUAAGUGAGCAUAGCUACUCUCUUUUGUGCAUGCUUUACUCCUCAUUCACUCACCACCACUUGGUUGAGUGGUGGUGUGGUAGUGGUGGUGUGGUGGUGUGGUAGUGGUGGUGUGGUGGUGGUGGUGGAAGAGGAAAUACUAGUAGUGGUUCUUCAAGUAGUAGAACUAGUCCCACUACUCGGUUUCUCGCACCCCGACAAACUAAGAGUUGCGAACGAGCGCCGAGGCAGGCGCGUGAGGACUCCAACAACAGCAGCAACAACAACAACAACAGCAAUUGUGACGACGACGACGACGUCGGCCUCGACGACAAGAAUCACUACGCCUGUGGUUAGAGCGCCGACAACGAUGAUGAUGAUCACCAUGAUGAGGAUGAUGAUACGCAUUCGCCACUUAGUUGUGAGCUUGAAGAGAUCUCUUAGUGGUGUCGGCAUUUUACCGAGGAGGACCAGAACCUCGAUGAUUCUCUCUCCACGCUUUUCACUUGCCAGUUACGGAGAAGGUCUGAACGGAUCCAGAGGGUGAUCGAGCUCUGUCCUUGCCAAAACCUUCAAAUGUAAAUUGUACACAACGUCAAACCGCAGUUAUUGAAUGUACGGAAUAACAACAACAGUGAAGGCUACAACAACAUCUAAAGCUUGCUAACAGAAUAUAAAAAGUUUGCACAGUGAAGUGAAUCAUAAUGCAAUUGUUUUGAUUGUGCUCAUCGGGUGAUUUUGGAAACAAAUUGUGACUCAAGUGGGUUUUUGAUUGAAUGUGGACCGCAUGAUUGACGGUCUUCAGAACCACUUGAAAAGUGUAUUGUUUUGACCCAGGCAAUCAAAGCCUGGCUCUAUUCUACAAUUGAUCGCAAGGGGUCUGCCUUCAAAAUUUCACCCGUGCCCAGUAAAAUGAAUCCAGCCGCAGCCGCAGCUGUAGCUGCGGCCAGACACCAGGGACCUCAGCCCAGUCCAUUCAAACUGACAAUCGGGGAAUCAAUUGACCGAAUCAAGGAGGAAUUCAGCUUUUUACAGGCCCAAUACAACAGUUUGAAAUUAGAAUGCGAAAAACUGGCUCAAGAGAAAACAGAGAUCCAGCGCCAAUACAUUAUGUAUUACGAGAUGUCAUAUGGCCUUAAUGUGGAAAUGCACAAACAGUCCGAGAUUGUCAAGAGGCUGUCAGCUAUUGUGGGACAGAUCCUACCCUUUCUGUCCCAAGAGCAUCAGCAGCAAGUCGCAACGGCCGUGGAGCGUGCCAAACAAGUGACUAUGUCCGAGUUGAACUCGGUUAUUGGGCAACAGCAAAGACCGGAUCUUGCUCGAUUAAUGCAGAUGCAAGCACAAGCUAACCAACUUCCCCCGGGUGGUCCGGGCGGUUUACCACCUGGUCUGUUCUCGGGUCAUCCAGGAGGUCCGAUGGGAGGCUUACCUACUACCUUAUCGUUAUUAGCAGGUAUUCCUACCUCUCUUGCUCAAGCUGGACCUAACCUUUCGCAUCACGCAUUUGCCAGCCUUUUGGCUCAACAAAAACCCGGCGGUGGACCAGAUUCACAUCGCAAGGACGAAGAUACGAAGAGGACUGAAGCUAAUGGAGGUCCUCACAACCCUAUUUCAUCUGCAGCAGUCUCAUUGGCGGGACCGGGAUUGCCAAUUUUGCCUCCAAAUUUACAUCCCGAAGACCGAAGGAGGGCCUCUCGGUCCCCCAUGGCGACGGAUCAGCGAUCCAGAUCCCCCCUUGAGGCCAAGAAGAUGAAAAAGGAGGACGAGGAUGGCGAUCGAAGUGAUCAGGAUUUGGUUGUGGACGAUUCUAAUGAUGCAGUGGGAGCCUCUUCUUCCUCAUCUCGACCUGGCAAGACAACCAGCAACGGCUCGGCCUCAGGCUCGUUGGCUACAAAUGGAAAUCGAUCUCCCAAGGAGAACGGCGGCGUCAGCGAGUGUGGCGGCAAGAAAGAUCCACACAGUCCCAAUUCCGCGCGAUCGACCCCGGCCUCAAUUGGCAAGAAGGAUGACAAGGCCUUGAGCGCAUCCCCGGGUGUGGGACAAGCCAAAAUGUCACCACCAGUGUCCAAGGCAUUGGCUGGCUUGGGCUAUCCAUUCCCUGAUGGUAUACCGCCUCCCGGAGUUUUUAAUGGCUUCAGGCCACCAAUCCCAGGAGCUAUUGAUCCCGCACGGCCUCUUCCACCUGGAUUAGUGGGCGGAAAACCUGCAUACUCAUUUCUGGUAAACGGCGAAGGCCAACCCCGACCGGUACCCUUCCCCGCCGAUGCUCUUAUGGGACCUGGAAUCCCUCGGAAUGCCCGGAAAAUCAACACCUUACCCCAUGGAGACGUUGUUUGUGCAGUAACCAUGAGUAAUCCUACCAAAUAUGUUUACACGGGAGGCAAAGGCUGUGUCAAAGUUUGGGACAUCAGUCAACCCGGAAGCAAGAGCCCCGUGUCCCAGCUCGAAUGUCUCCAACGUGACAAUUACAUCAGAUCCAUCAAAUUGCUGCCCGAUGGGCGCACUCUCAUUGUGGGUGGCGAGGCCAGCACGAUUUCGAUAUGGGACUUGGCCUCUCCUACGCCCAGAAUCAAAGCAGAAAUGACCUCGAGUGCCCCCGCGUGUUAUGCCCUGGCAAUUAGCCCCGAUUCGAAGGUCUGCUUCAGCUGUUGUAGUGAUGGCAACAUUGCCGUUUGGGACCUGCACAAUCAGACCCUUGUUCGUCAAUUCCAAGGCCACACGGAUGGGGCCAGUUGCAUUGAUAUCUCGGCGGAUGGAACCAAAUUGUGGACGGGGGGUCUGGAUAACACGGUGCGCUCCUGGGAUCUCCGCGAAGGCCGUCAACUCCAGCAACACGACUUCUCGUCGCAAAUCUUCUGCUUGGGCUAUUGUCCCACGGGUGAUUGGUUGGCCGUUGGCAUGGAGAGCUCCAACGUGGAAGUCCUCCAUUGUUCCAAGCCCGACAAAUACCAGCUCCACCUCCACGAUAGCUGUGUUUUGUCACUCAAGUUUGCCAAUUGCGGCAAAUGGUUUGUGUCCACGGGAAAAGACAAUCUCUUGAACGCCUGGAGGACGCCAUAUGGAGCUUCCAUUUUCCAAUCCAAAGAGGAAUCCUCGGUACUCAGUUGUGACAUCUCAUCCGACGACAAAUACAUUGUGACAGGAUCUGGUGACAAAAAAGCCACUGUUUAUGAGAUUAUCUAUUGAAUUGGUACAAUUGCAGCAAAUGUGCAUGUACACGCAGAGCCACAGACAAGCAGACCCAUAGACACACAGAUAGACAGAUAGACAGAUGACCCCUUUCCUUGUGCCACCCGGACAAAGCUAACCCCAUCAGUCUGUUUGCUUUCAUCGAACUCUGUCAUGUGUUGUUGCGUUUUCAAACGAACUCUUUUCGUCAUCGUCACCCCCUACUCACUCACUAACUCACUCACUCACUCAUUGACUCAUUCACUACUCACUCUGAGGCUUAGAUGGAUUCAAAUGACAAGUUUUAAACCAAUCAAUGUACUAGAAUGAAUCAAUCCCCCACCCACCUACAAACCAAACCCACCCACCUACCAUCAUCCCGCCAGCCUCAUUUAUUAUAGUAAGAUAGUCAGUCAACAGCCGAAUCUGAGACGAAUCUCUCUCUUUCUCUCUCUACUUUGUAUAGUAAAUCAUAGCUUGUUCCACUCCAUGUGAAUGAAUCUCAAUCAUGUUUGACCGUUGUGUUUUUGUUCCACAAAUAUGUCGAGGCUAAAUAAGAGGGACGCGAAGAUGGUGAAAAUUUGAUCUUUAUCAACUCAGUCACGAUAUGAUAUGAAAGAUGCGUAUUUAACGCUCAUGCCACAACAUAUUUGCUGUAGUCUUUCACGAUCCUAUAUAAUGAAUAAAAAAUAGUUCUUUUUCUA